UUUCCUAAAGCAACGUCCGAUUUUUCCUUUAGUUGAAGUGUUCUUUUUACUCUCUCACUUCUUCUUCAAGUCUGGACCGAGGAAUAGAGAACAAACAGAUCUCAAAUCAUAGAUUGUCAACCGGGUAAGAGUACUCCUCAACAAAUAGCACAACAUACACUACAGCGUUUGUACUGUUGAUGGAGACGAUAUAUAUAUCCCCAAUACCUGUUAUUUAUAGAGCUGUUUCUGUUUGUGAUCUUUUUCACUUUCAAUAUAUCGCUGCCAUUUUGUUGACCGUUCACAGUUCAUAGUUCAAUCUCCAUAUCACAACUGUCUAGUCUAGUAUUCACCAUGACAAACUCAGUCUCCACGUUCAACCCGGCGCAUCCCAACAACUCGCUUGCGUUGUCGCUCUUCAACGUGUACAAGUCUAAUCGGUCGUUGUUUCUCAAUUCUUCAUAUAUCAUUCUCAUCACUUUGGCCUUUUCUAGGGCUACCAACACGGGCGAGAAAAGAGACCUAGACAUCUCCAAAGAUAAGAAGAGAAUUGACGAAAGGGCCUCGUCACAUCCUAAGUUGUCUAAGGAGUCGUUCUACCGCCUUGCUCGUGCCAUCUUUCCCUCAGCGACAGACCCUACCAUCUUGUACUUUUUGGGCCACUCGAUUCUUCUAGUCUUCAGAGCUCUUCUCACUAUAAAGGUCGCUAGUUUAGAUGGUCAGUUGGUAGGAGCGUUAGUGACGAAGAGAUUGAGAAAGUUUGCCAAAUUGCUUAUGAUUUGGAUGGGAUUAGGUCUUCCAGCUUCUAUCGUCAACGCUCUUUUGACCUGGACAAAACAGAAUUUGAGUAAGGCAAUCAGGGUCAACCUCAACAACAGCAUAAUGGACGACUACUUGCCAGACAACUUAGACGCAAACUACUACUCGUUGAUCCAGUUGUCAGGUAAUAAGAUCAAGGAUCCGAACCAAAGAAUCACUACCGAUAUCACCAGAUUGAGUUAUGCCUUGAGUAGCUUACCGGGGCAAUUGUUGAAACCAACUUUGGACUUACUCUUGUGUGCACAGCAGUUAAGUAAAAGCGGUGUAGGUAACGGCGAGGGUACAUUGGCUCUUGGAAUGCUUGCCCAUUUCUCUACAAUGAUCUUGAGAUUCUUCUCCCCGCCUUUCGCCAAAUUGGCAUCAGAAAGAGCCAAUCUUGAAGGUCAGCUACGUUCUUCUCAUUCCAAGAUUGUGAGCAACAGCGAGGAAAUCGCUUUCUUGAGAGGGCAUCAACGAGAGUUGGAUUACAUCGACUAUUGCUACUACACCUUGGAGAGAUUCCUGAAGAACGAGAUUUGGAAAAAGGCAAUUCAUGAAAUUGCGCAAACUUUCAUUGUCAAGUACUUCUGGGGUGCAGCUGGUUUGGUGUUGUGUUCAGCUCCAAUUUUUAUCAACAAGUAUCUUGGCGAAGACCCAGAUGCCGACCAUGCUGGUGACUUCAUCACUAAUAGAAGAUUGUUGAUGAGUGCCUCUGACUCGUUGGAUAGAUUGAUUUACUCAAGAAGAUACUUGCUUCAAAUCCUUGGUCAUGCCACCAGAGUUUCCGACUUACAAGACACUUUGUUCGAGUUGAAGAACAAGAAGAAAUCGACAAAAAAUAUCGAAAUGAACAACGAAGAAAUUACCUUCAAAGACGUCAGAUUGUUGACUCCAGCAGAUGUUACCUUGAUCGAGUGCUUGAACUUUUCAAUAAAGAGAGGUGACCAUCUUUUGAUUGCUGGUCCAAACGGUUCUGGUAAAUCUUCUCUAUUCAGAAUGUUAGGUGGUUUAUGGCCAUGCAAGGAAGGAAGUAUAACCAUUCCUAACACAGAGAAUAUGUUCUACUUGCCACAGAGAGCUUACUUGUGUCAAGGUUCAUUAAGAGAACAAAUAAUAUAUCCUCACAACUUGAAACAGUUUAGAGCCAGCCAAAAAACCGACCAGGAUUUGAAGGAUAUCUUGACUCUCUUAAAGUUAGAUGAUCAUUCAGACCGUUUGGAUGAUACCACCAAUUGGAGUGAAGAGUUGUCUACCGGAGCCCAGCAAAGACUUGCCAUGGCCAGAUUGUACUACCACAAGCCUAGAUUCGCAGUUUUGGACGAAUGUACUUCAGCCGUAUCUCCUGAUAUGGAGCAAUUCAUGUACAAACAUGCCCAAGAACUCGAUAUCACGGUGUUGUCUGUUGCUCAUAGACCCGCUUUGUGGCAUUUCCACAAAUAUUUAUUGAAGUUCGAUGGAAAAGGUGGGUACUACUUUGGAAAGCUAGAUGCUGAAAAGAGAUUGCAGUUCGAACAUGAAAGAAUUUUGCUCGACAAAUCUUUAAGAGAUGUACCAAACUUGAGAGAAAGAUUAUUUGAAUUGAAAAAGGUGUCUACGGCUCAACAUAAGAAGAUUGACCAUAUAUAGCCUUACAAAGUGAAUAUGCUAGUGCGAGUUACCUAAUAUAAUGGAGAUAGCUAAA
Messenger RNA from Scheffersomyces stipitis CBS 6054, 2458 nucleotides. RefSeq names its product ATP-binding cassette long-chain fatty acid transporter (gene PXA2). Gene Ontology annotation, molecular function: ABC-type transporter activity; ATP hydrolysis activity; ATP binding. Gene Ontology annotation, biological process: long-chain fatty acid import into peroxisome; very long-chain fatty acid catabolic process; fatty acid beta-oxidation. Gene Ontology annotation, cellular component: peroxisomal membrane. The transcript has a single exon. The coding region runs from base 334 to 2403 and encodes 689 amino acids. NCBI's taxonomy places the organism in Eukaryota, Fungi, Ascomycota, Pichiomycetes, Serinales, Debaryomycetaceae. The record is from RefSeq and is a predicted model, not a curated record.